AUGGUAUAUAUCACUAUUAAAAAUAAUGACCUCUCAGCCAGGUUGGUGGGCAUCCAGUCCCAGAAGGCCGAGUUCCUCAUCACCUUCAAGACCAUGGAGGAAAUCUGGAAGUUCUCCACCUACCUGAACUUAGGCUACGUAGCUGCGUGUCUGGAGCACCUUCUCUUUGACCACAAGUACUGGCUCAACUGCAGACUGGUGGAGGAUACAGAGAUCCAAGUGUCAGUGGAUGAUAAACACCUGGAAACAAUGUACCUCGGACUCCUGACACAUGAAGGCCACUUCUUCUGCCGAGCCACGUGCUCCGUGACCCAACCAGCUGAGAAGGAAGGCGAGUGUUUGGCACUUUGCGAGAACGAGUUAAUCUCCGUGAAGAUAGCUGAAGGCGGGUCGGAGUGGGAAGGCGUGUCCUUGGUGACCGGUCAGCGGGGCCUGGUGCCGGUGUCAGCCCUGGAACCCCUGCCGCUCCCUUUCCACCAGUGGUUCCUAAAGAAUUAUCCAGGAAGCUGUGGCCUUUCCAGGAAGAGGGAUUGCACGGGCUCCUAUCAGAUCGGCAGAGGAAAAUGUAAGGCCUGGAAGGAAUAUGAGAGGGAAGAAAAGGAUGAACUGAAUUUCCGUCAGGGAGAAAGCAUCGAAAUCAUCGGCUUUGUCAUACCUGGGCUCCCAUGGUUCAUUGGCAAGUCCACGUGCUCAGGAGAAGUGGGCUUUGUCCCCACCAAGAACAUAGAUCCUGAUUCUUAUUGUCCACUGUUUGUCCUUCGUCUCCAUCCAGGUGGGUUUGAAUCCAUCCAGAAUCUUCCAAACGAUCUGAGCGUGUCCCAGCCCGAAGGCUUCAGGGAGGCCCGGCCUGGCGGAGCCUGGGCGGAGCAUCAGGCCGUGGGCUCCCGACACUCCAGCAGCUCCGAGGACUCCAGCCUGGAGCAGGACCUCCUCUCAGCUGCCUCAGACAGUUAUCACCUGCCGGAGCCCGAUGACCUUGAUGACCCGGAACUGCUCAUGGACCUCAACACUGAUCAGGAGGAGGAGGAGGCUGAGAACUUCGCCCCCAUAUUGACUUUUCUGGAUCACGAGGGUUAUGCCGAGCACUUCAAGAGCCUCUAUGAUUUCUCCUUCUCUUUCCUCACGUCUUCCUUUUAUAGCUUCUCUGAGGAGGACGAGCUGGUGGCCUACCUGGAGGCCUCGAGGAAGUGGGCCAAGCGGAGCCACAUGACCUGGGCCCAUGCCCGGCUCUGCUUCCUGCUGGGCCGGCUGAGUGUCAGGAAGGUCAAGCUCUCUCAGGCCAGGGUGUACUUUGAGGAGGCCAUCCACAUUCUCAGUGGGGCAUUUGAGGACCUGUCCUUGGUGGCUGCUCUGUACAUCAAUUUGGCUGCUAUCUACCUGAGGCAGAGGCUGAGGCAUAAAGGCUCAGUCCUGCUGGAGAAGGCAGGCGCCCUGCUCACCUGCCUGCCUGACCGGGAGUCUAGUGCCAAGUAUGAGCUCGACGUGGUGGCCUAUGUGCUGCGCCAGGGCAUUGCGGCGGGCAGCUGUCCUCUGGAGGCCAGGGCCUGCUUCCUGGCCAUUCGAUUGCUCCUGAGCCUCGGCCGGUACGAGGAGGUCCUGCCCUUUGCGGAACGUCUGCAGCUUCUGUCUGGACACCCUCCUGCUGCGGACACUGUGGCCACCAUCCUGAGUUUUCUGUAUGAUAAGAAAUAUCUUCCACACCUUGCAGUGGCCUCUGUCCGGCAGCGUGGCCUCCAGAGUGCCCAAGGGACGUCCCUUCCGAUUUGGCAGGUCUACCUGGUCCUCCAGAAUGCCACCAAGCUCCUUGGUGUUCCCUCCCCAAGCUGGAAUGAAGUUUCCACUCUGGCCUGCCCGGCACUCAGGCAGGCACUGGCUGCCUGUGAGGAGCAGGCAGAUCGGUGUACCCAGAGGGNCCUUUCCAACCCUUCCAUGUCCCUCAGGAAGUCUCUCACCUGCAUCAAAGAGAGCCUGCGCAUCUUCAUCGACCUGGGGGAGAGAGACAAGGCCACCGAGGCCUGGCUCCGGGCUGGGCGACUGCACUACCUCAUGCAGGAAGACGAACUGGUGGAACUGUACUUGCAGGCAGCUAUCCAGAAAGCCCUGAAGUCAGAGGAGCCCUCCCUGGCUCUCAAGCUCUACGAAGAAGCAGGUGAUGUGUUCUUCAAUGGAACCCGCCACAGGCAUCGUGCAGUGGAGUAUUACCGAGCUGGGGCUGUUCCUUUAGCAAGAAGGAUGAAGGCAGUGAGAACGGAGCUCCGGAUUUUCAACAAGCUGACCGAGCUGCAGAUCAGUCUGGAAGGCUACGACAAGGCUUUGGAGUUUGCCACCCUGGCGGCCAGACUCAGCACAGUCACAGGAGAUCAGAGGCAGCAGCUGGUGGCCUUUCACCGUCUGGCUUCGGUGUACUAUUCCCUGAACAUGUAUGAGAUGGCUGAAGACUGUUACCUGAAGACGCUGUCCCUCUGUCCAGCCUGGCUGCAGAGCCCCAAGGAGGCCCUGUACUAUGCGAAGGUUUAUUAUCGCCUGGGCCAACUCACCUUCCACCAGCUGAAGGAUGCCCACGAUGCCACUGAAUACUUCUGGCUGGCGCUGGCAGCCGCGGUCCUGCUGGGUGACGAGGAGUUGCAGGACACCCUGAGGAACAGGCUGGACAACAUCUGCCAGAGCCCCCUGUGGCACAGCAGCCCCUCUGGGCGCUCCUCAGAGAGGGCGCGGUGGCUGAGUGGUGGGGGCCUGGCCCUCUGAGGGGAGCUCGCCCAUCUCUGACCAGUUGCCACGGCCAAAAGCUGCCCCCCUGCCCUCGGCUUCUAGACACUCAUGGGAGGAUCCGAGUCAUCACCUGGCCCAGCCCUCUCAUUUUACAGUGGGAAGAACAGAGUCCAGAGGGCCGGCAGCUCGCUCAGGCUGGCCACGCAAGCCGCGGAUGACAGAGCAGGGAUGAGAAGCCCUGGCUCUGUGUCUGCAGCCUUAGCAGCAGACCCCGUCCACACAGACGGCCUCUGAAAUGUACUUUCUUGACACAAUUCAGGAGAAAAUGAGAAACCCAGCUCCUUCCCGCAAUGGGGGAAUCGGGAACUACAUGGCGAGAAGAUGGCAGACUGGACUUUGUUCCCGUCACUGCCUUUGCUCAGGGAAAGACCCCUCCCCUUGCCCGUGAAGACACUGGCAGCUUCUUCCUUCUCUCUCUUGGCUAGGACCAAAGCAGGCGUCACUUCUCCUGCUCGCAGGGCCUGGCGGGGGGUGCGCGGUGGGGGUGGGAAUUCACCGUGCUCUUAGCCCGAAAGACACAGCCUCAGAAUGGCCAGUGCAAGGCACAGGCACGAGGUCUGACCUGGAUUUACUGUCUCCAUCCUGCCCCGAGGCUCUGCUCCCCCAUAAUCUCCCAGGAACCCCGGGGAAGCUUCCUGAGGGCUAGGGCAGAAACAUUGAGUGCUAAGAAUACUAUGACGUAAAGUACAUGUAAAUAGCAUAUAUUAUUAA
This is a messenger RNA of Hipposideros armiger (great roundleaf bat), 3480 nucleotides long. It is a transcript of the gene SH3TC2, whose product is annotated as SH3 domain and tetratricopeptide repeats 2. Lineage: Eukaryota; Metazoa; Chordata; Mammalia; Chiroptera; Hipposideridae. The coding region runs from base 1 to 2745 and encodes 914 amino acids. Gene Ontology annotation, biological process: regulation of ERBB signaling pathway; regulation of intracellular protein transport. Gene Ontology annotation, molecular function: protein binding. The transcript is spliced from 13 exons. The record is from RefSeq and is a predicted model, not a curated record.